Huiozyma naganishii CBS 8797 is the source of this 3966-nucleotide messenger RNA. RefSeq names its product Rtc1p (gene RTC1). The coding region runs from base 1 to 3966 and encodes 1321 amino acids. Gene Ontology annotation, molecular function: protein binding. The transcript has a single exon. NCBI's taxonomy places the organism in Eukaryota, Fungi, Ascomycota, Saccharomycetes, Saccharomycetales, Saccharomycetaceae. The record is from RefSeq and is a predicted model, not a curated record. Gene Ontology annotation, biological process: positive regulation of TOR signaling.
AUGCCUGACGGAUCUGUACCGUCUUAUGGGAAAAUGCACAGCCACUCUUACUCCAAUGCGGAUACUGGAAUGGAAAACGCAAUGAAUGCGAAGAGAACCGCUGCGUUUAGGAUCAACCAUUACAACUCCAGUUCACCAAUUCACACGACAGAUAUUCCCGGCAGACCACGACUCUCUGGAAAACACUCUUAUGCCAGCAGCUAUGUCAUGCACAGUAAUAUCCCUAUGGGCAAGCAAAAUGUUGAUGACCAAGAACAGAUUAGUAGUUCUGCACCAUUUCACGGAAGAGCGCCAGCUCAGUCUACGUACAGGAAUAGCAUGUCAACAAAUAAAUCCUCGGGAUUGAUGUACCAUGACAAAUCCAAGAAGGAGAUUUCCAGUAUUGAUAUUGUGCAUGACCCCCAGGCCACGGCCCUUAUUUGUGCUGGGAAAGCUCACUUGGGAUAUUAUAAGUUCUCACCACAGGAUAGAUCAUUAAAAUGUCAGUACGAUCUUUUACACUCCAGCUUCCAGAAUUCGCGAAUCUCGGCUACCUCAUUCUUACCCAAACGCAGCCGACAAAUUAAGCUGAGCACGAUCGCAGAUGUUAAAACAGGGUUUCACAACUAUAAGAACUACGUUGCGGUGUGUACCAAUUCAACGACAGUUUCGUUGUUUGAUAUCAACAGGGCAAAUCAAACGGAUUCCGCUUUGGUGUCGUCGCUUGCUGAGCACACAAGAUCGGUAAACAGUUUUGACUUCAACAUGAUGCAGACAAACUUGCUGAUUAGCGGGGGUCAAGACGGGUGCGUAAAAAUUUGGGAUAUUCGCACGAAUAACCCAACAAAGAUCGUCAACACGUGUGAUGUCAGGAUAAAUACAACGUUUGGCUCGAUCAGAGAUAUCAAGUGGAUGCCGGGCUACAAUUUUAGCGGAAACGACAGAAACUAUACGGAUCUGCGAAGCCAUGGAGGAUACAAAUUUGCUUCCAUACACGAUUCGGGGGCCCUACUCAAAUUCGAUAUGCGGCAGCCGAAUCAGCCAGAGAAAAGGAUCAACGCACAUACGGGGCCUGGACUGUGUUUGAACUGGCACCCGCAUCAAGACUACAUCGCAAGUGGUGGUAGAGAUGGGAAAUGCUGCCUUUGGUAUUUUGGCGAUAGGAUGGAGCAAAGUGCUACAAAUCUACAAGCCAAUUCUGCCUAUCAACACCAGUUUCAGAGCCACUUCAGUGGCAACUCCAACACGAACGCCGCAGUUUCUUUCCCGGAAACAACAAUAAACAUUGGCUCUCCAAUCACCAAGUUGAAAUUCAGACCAACGUAUGAUAAAAAUAUCCAUAACUCAUUAAUAGCUAUCUCUUCUAUGGGAGAAGAGGCUCAAGUGUCAAUUUACUCUCUGGCUAGAAGAUACAUCCCGAAGCACAUUUUACAGACAAAGGCACCAUCCUUAGGGCUUGUUUGGUGGAACAAUAACGUGAUAUUUAACAUUGACAAGGACGACACAAUUAACGGGUGGGAUAUCAGAGAGGAGCCCACUGUGUUGGAUAACCUGACAAAGGCCGUUACUACUUGGAGGGACAUUGACGGUGAUGGGUUUACAUUUAUAGACCAGUCCGUCGGAGGAUAUGAUGCCGUGGACGACCCCACCAGAGCGCCGUUUGACUCCCAUAAAGACCGAAUUAGUUUAUCUGCCCACAGCAAAACCUCUUCGAAUCUAUCGACAGGUAUACUAGGAAAAAUGACGAUGAGCCAUUCCAACAUGGCAGGCUACGGCAUGGAGCGGCCUCAAAUCACAAAGACUGGACCAUCCAUGAGCUCAAGGAGCUUAGCAGGCUCACCAAUGCUCAACCUUUCCUCAAAUGGAUCUGCAGAAUCAUUGUCCACACACGAAGAAGAUGGAAGUGAGUAUCACCCGCCAUCAAUUAUUACCUUAGAUUUGCCUUUCAUCCUCAAUGGAAUGAGGGUAUCGCAAUUACAGAAAUACAAUAAUCGGUCAGGUAUUCCAAACGGUGCCAUGCUAAAGGACCUACCAGUUGACGUAUUCAAAUAUCUUGUCCGGGAAUUGCAAUUUUCAUUGAAUCUUGACGUGGAAGAAACGAGCUUUAAGCCUUCUAAACAACAGGACAGUAUUAUUGAAGAUGAUCAAGAAGAGAAAAAUUUAAUGAAGAAAUUUGGAUUCUCUGAAAACUCGACUUGGGCAGCCUUAGUCAAUAAAGACCAGAAUAAAAAGGAGGAGGUUUCUGAAGUCGAUGCAUCAACAGAUAGCAGCAACAGUAAAAGCAACCGCACACGGAGCUCAUCAACUAAGAUAACUGCUAAAGCCCACAAGAUAGACGAUGCAGCUGACAUCACAAACAGAGCCAACAUCGGAGAAAACUGGGACACCACAAAGAAGGACAAAGGUAUCAAAGAGGGCGAGAGGAGCAAACUAUACGAAGCAUUACAUAAGCCACAUCCAAGCCCGAAGGAUAAAGUGAAGAUACUAGUUCAAUUAAUGAAAGCUGCCAGUCAUAAUGCAGAUACCUAUUCCAAUAUCGAGGACCUCCAAAACUUCAAAGUGUGGAUAUUAAUAAGGGAUUCAUUAAUAUGGGAUCUUAAUCGAUGUUCAAAAAAUGAUAGCGACGAUGUACCUCUUGAAAUGAGGCAUGCUGGAGAGGUACCUGUUCAACAUGAUCUGAACACGUAUGAUGUUGAAAACCCAAGAAAAAUUUCAACGGCAUCUGAGUUUAGUAAUAAAGGACUCACAAGUGACGUGGAGUCGAUGAUGAUUGGUGAGCGUCCCCAGGCAUUGCGCGCCCUGUCUGUGGAAUCUAGAUAUAGCGAUAUGAAACAACCGAGGGAAUUAGAGUCUAAUGUGUCGUCACCCGCCUUAAACCCCACGCAUGCGGCGAUGAAAGGGGGGUCGCCUAUUUCUAAAACCACGAAACCAAUGACUGAACAAGGACAAGAUAUAACGGGAGAGAGCGCCAUUGAGGAAGAUGACCACCUUGACGAAGGAGACGUUUCGAAUAUUGACAAACAGAGCCCUUACUCUUCUUCCGAAGGUGCUACACACAGCAUCCCAAUUCUUAGAAACACUAAGAAGAGACUAUCGUUUAUUGACACGUUUAUGACUGGAUCAUACGCGGGUGGUGAUUACACAGGCGACGAAUUCAGCAACAGAGCUGGAAAGGUACCACCUAACCAAGGUAGUCCACGCAGCAAACUCUCCUCAUUGCAAAGUUUUGCGACAACUAAUAACUCGAAUCACACUCCAUUUUUCAAGAAAAUCAUCUCUCAGGCGAGCUCGCCGCGUAUUUUCGAGGGUAAUUCCAUCGACAACUAUUUUGGAUCGAUCGGGGGAAACUCUAUUCGUCACACAUUUAGCGCAACUGAUAGUGAUGCUGGAACGACACCUUACGCUAAAAAGAAAUCUGCACCUUGGGGGACGAAAAAGCUUAUCCGUCAAGUUUAUAAGCACGCAGUGGAGGCAGGAAACGUUUUACUCUCGAUCACCAUUUUGUUGCUAUUUCAGAAUGUGUACGACAUUGCUCCUGAAGAGGUAGUCAAGAACAGUCUUUUUGAGUUCUUGAGUAUGUUACACCGUUUUGAAGCGUUUGAAACGGCGUCCUUUCUUUUGAAACAUUGUUCUUGGGAGGACAUACUAGGAAGCGAAUCAGGACAAUCUUCUAUUCAAAUAUAUUGCGACAGAUGCCAUGGUCUGAUAAUGAACGAACCAUCUAAGGAAAGAUUUACAAAGGAGAAACACAACAUGGAAGCCAAUGGUGAGAAUGAUCCGAUGAGGAAGUUUGGGUACUGGUACUGUGAUUCGUGUAAGAAACCGACCACACUGUGCGUGUACUGUGAAAAACCGAUGAAGGGUCUGACCAUGGGAUUAUUGUCGUGUGGUCACGAGGGCCAUUUUGCAUGCCUGAGGGAAUGGUUCAUAACUGAGAAUGCGGACACUUGUCCCGGCGGGUGUAAUAUCAAGUUGAACUUUACUUAA